Messenger RNA from Fusarium pseudograminearum CS3096, 1479 nucleotides. RefSeq lists its product as uncharacterized. The transcript is spliced from 6 exons. The record is from RefSeq and is a predicted model, not a curated record. Gene Ontology annotation, biological process: transmembrane transport; carbohydrate transport. Gene Ontology annotation, molecular function: carbohydrate:proton symporter activity. Lineage: Eukaryota; Fungi; Ascomycota; Sordariomycetes; Hypocreales; Nectriaceae. Gene Ontology annotation, cellular component: membrane. Bases 1 to 1479 code for a protein of 492 amino acids.
AUGGAGUUGCAGGGUCAAAGCCUCAUCUUGACCGUCAGUGUCUUGACGUCGCUGGGUUUUAUGCUCAUUGGUUAUGACAAUGGCCUCAUGGGUGGUCUCGUCAACACUACAGCCUUUAAGGAUACAUUUGAUGAUCCUAAUGCCGACAUGAUAGCUGUCAUUGUCGCGAUUUUUGAAGUUGGAUGCUUCUUUGGCGCCAUCUUUACAUCCAUCUGGGGCGAAAGGCUUGGUCGUCGUUGCUCAAUUCUCAUCGGCUGUAUUGUCUUGAUGAUCGGCGCUAUCCUCCAGGCUGCUUCUUAUAGCCGAGCCAUGAUGAUCGUCGGCCGAAUAGUAUCUGGUGUUGGGCUUGGUACCAUCAACUCGACUGUCCCUGUUCUGCAAGCAGAGUUUAGUCCCAAGUCCAGUAGAGGAAUCUACGUCUGUGCUCAACUUUCGACUCUCAACUUUGGCAUUUUCCUCGUCUAUUGGAUAGACUACGCUCUGUCUUCUCAUCACGGGAGCUAUGCCUGGCGUGUCCCUGUCAUUCUCCAAUGCGUCCCCAUCUUUGUCAUAAUCGGCCUCCUAAAAUUCAUCCCCGAGACGCCACGUUGGCUGGCAGCACACGACAGGCCAGAGGAGUGUCUCAAGAUCCUCGCUCGGAUUCAUGGUACUUCCGUCGACGACCCUGAUGUGCGGCUCCUCCACAGUGUUAUCACUCAAACCGUCGCCUACGAGACGUCGAUCGGCUCCGGUUCCUGGAAGGACCUCCUCAAGGAAGACAGCAUCAAGUCUCGCAAGAGGCUGCUUCUCUCGUGCACUCUCCAAUCCUUCCAACAACUUGGCGGAAUUAAUGCUAUUAUCUACUAUUCAACUACCUUGUUUGAGAAGAGCAUCGGCUUCUCAGCUCAUAUGUCAUCUCUCAUGUCAGGUUUCUUACAGACAUGGUUCUUAAUCGCAUCUUUUAUUCCAUGGUUCUUGAUAGAUCGCAUUGGACGUAGACCUCUGCUCCUGUCAAUGACAACUGUCAUGGCUGCCACUAUGGCCGUCCAGGCUGGCUUGAUUUACCAAGUGCAGAAUAACACAGCCUCGGCACAUGCUUCUGGAAUUGCAGCAGCGGCAAUGCUUUUCAUCUUCCAAGCAGCAUUUACCAUCGGUUUCCAAGCAACUGUUUGGGUCUACCCCUCUGAGAUCUUGCCCCUUCGUCUUCGACAGCGUGGUUCUUCUAUUGCCACAGCUUCAAAUUGGAUCUUCAACUAUAUGAUUGUACAGAUUACUCCCGUCUCGAUCAACAACAUUGGCUGGAGAACAUACAUCAUCUUUGCAGUAUUGAACGCUUUCUUUGUCCCUGUUAUCUUCCUAUUCUUCCCUGAGACCAAGGGCUUGGAGUUGGAGGAUGUUGACCAACUUUUUGGCGGAGAGGAUAUUGCUAAGGUCUUGGAUAACAAGGGUGAUGGGACUGUGGUCACGGUGGAGUCUGUGAACCGAGAUGGAGCUACCUAG